Molecule: messenger RNA, 1225 nt
Organism: Sebastes umbrosus (honeycomb rockfish)
Lineage: Eukaryota; Metazoa; Chordata; Actinopteri; Perciformes; Sebastidae
Product: aminoacyl tRNA synthase complex-interacting multifunctional protein 1-like
Exons: 7
Coding region: 126-1049 (307 amino acids)
Molecular function (GO): tRNA binding
Source: RefSeq, a predicted model, not a curated record
CUUUGACCUCCGAGCAGCUGGCGAUGGAUACGGACAGCUGACAGCCGAGUGUCUCCGUAUGUCUCAGCUGAAGACAAACUCUGAGCUCUCUGUCUCCGACCGGCCGACCGACAACAUCGACCAACAUGGACAACGCCGACAACCUGUUCCACCCGAGCCUGGCAGCCGCUCUCAUUAAACUCGACCCGGAGGACGGCGAGCAGAUCGUGGAGUAUUUAAAAACUCAAGCCCUGCUGGCGAGAGAGAAAGCCCUGCUGCAGGCGUCAGUCAGAGAUCAGAAGAAGCUGCUGGUGGAAAACGGAAAACUGAAGAAAGACAUCGAGCAGCUGAGAACUCAGCUGCAUGACAAACAGAGGAGACGCACCGCCAAAGCGUUGCUCUCUCCGGCCACGCCUCCUCCAUCUAUUAGCCCCGCCUCCACAACACCUGUCAAUCAACCCCCCUCCCCUGCUGGAGCAUCACAUGACCGCAGAGACAGACAGAGCAGGAGGAGGAGAGGAGAGAGGAAAGCUCGUCCCACCUCUGACCCUCUCUCGUUGGAGGCGGAGCCUCGCGUUGACGUGUCACGACUGGACCUGCGGGUCGGACGGAUCCUCAGCGUCCGCCGCCACCCGCUGGCCGAGGCGAUGUCUGUCCAGGAGGUAGACGUGGGCGAGAACGCCCCACGCACGGUCGUCAGCAAGCUGGGAGAGAAAACACAGCUGGAGGAGCUCCAGGGCGGUCUAGCUGUGUUGCUAUGCAACGUGAAGGCCUGUAAGCUGAGGGGCGUGGUCUCUCAGGCCCGCCUCCUCUGUUGCUCCACCACUGAUGACGCCGCUGAGCUGUUGACUCCGCCCACAGGCUCCUCCCCCGGAGACAGAGUCACCUUCCUCACCUACCCGGGUGAGCCGGACAGAGAGCUGCAGUCCAAGCAGAGAGUCUGGGAGCUCCUUCAGCCCGACCUGCAGGUCGACUCGAAGGGCGUCGCCAACUAUAAAGGCUGCGGGUUCGAGGUGAAGGGGAAGGGGCUGUGCAGGGCGCCCUCCCUCACCGGCUGCGUCAUCAGAUAGACGCAGCGAGGGGCCACAUCGUACAGGACGACGCUGAUGAAGACGUGAUGUGCACCGGAGUACUUUUAUUGUGAAAAGCCGUCUCCUGGUGCCGUUAGCUAACACGAGAAGAAGAGAAAAUCAUCUCAUUCAAGUUGCAUCACUGUUGUUUAUUGAUUAAAAAUGUGAAACCACAA